Messenger RNA from Caenorhabditis elegans, 967 nucleotides. RefSeq names its product F-box domain-containing protein (gene fbxa-88). The transcript is spliced from 4 exons. The coding region runs from base 1 to 933 and encodes 310 amino acids. The record is from RefSeq and is marked reviewed. NCBI's taxonomy places the organism in Eukaryota, Metazoa, Nematoda, Chromadorea, Rhabditida, Rhabditidae.
AUGAUACCUACAAUAUUUGGAACCACAAAAACAUUAACAAUCUAUGAUUUGCCGUCAGAUAUUUUCAACGAAGUUUUAGAUAAAUUGGAGCCCAUUGAAAGAUUACCUCUUCGAAAAGUCUCUCAAAUCUUCCGAACAGCUAUUGAUAAUCGAAAUCACGGCUUUAAAGAAAUUGCUAUUGGUAUUUAUGACUCCUUCGAGCGAUAUUCCACUCUUCGACUUGACGAAAAGUUAAUUGAAUACAGAAGAGACUAUGAUGAUUGUAUGGUGAAGUUGGGAAGCAGGAAAUGCACUGUUCUGAACGAAAACUUUGAGACACUGGCUCUCAAGGAUUUCUUUGAAAUUCUAAAACAAAAGACUAAGUUGGAAUUGGUACAGAUCAACUUGAACGUCAACGUAACAAAAAAAGACUUUCGAACCAAGUGCUUCACUAACCUGCUGAGCACUCUUGAAACUUUGAAACCAGUGAAAGCAAAAUGUGUAAUCUUUGAACUUCAUCCUAGUGAAGUUGCCAUGGUUUUGCCAUGUUUUGGAGAGCUAGAGCUUAUUGAAAUAUUUAGCACACAAGCUCGUUACAAAUUAGAUGAGCUUAUUUAUCUGGAACAAUGGAAAAUGGCAAAACGAUUUAAAGGUGUCUCAUAUUGCGAUGCGUUUUCAAUUCCUGUGGAGAGUCUACUACACUUUGAGCAUUUCGAUAUUCAUCUGAGCACUUUCACAGUGGAAGAUUGUUUGAAGAUGAGAAAUGGUCUUAAAAAAAGUGGAAACUUCAAAUCUGGACGAUUUCGAUGUCAGAAACUGAACAGGACAGAAAUCGCAAAAGUUUUCAAGCCGGACUACGCGGGAGAGCCCUCACUGGAGUAUGAAGUUAAUAAUGAAAUGUUCAUCAUUGAUAUUUCUUAUGGUUCCUUGAAUAUAAAAAAGAAUAAUUUUUGAUAAUUUAAAACUGCUACAAUAAAAAUUUAAUUAU